Molecule: messenger RNA, 1856 nt
Organism: Lycium barbarum (goji berry)
Lineage: Eukaryota; Viridiplantae; Streptophyta; Magnoliopsida; Solanales; Solanaceae
Product: protein FAF-like, chloroplastic
Exons: 1
Coding region: 164-1663 (499 amino acids)
Source: RefSeq, a predicted model, not a curated record
CAAAAAAACCCCAUACUCUAAUAUAGCAAAUAGCAAUAAUAGUAUCCUCAAACAUAAUUUCUUUUUCCUCUCUUGGCUUGCAACUGUCAUCCAACUGGACACUAUCCUCUAUUGGAGUUGUUUGCUUAAGGUAACAACGCUUAUUUUCUUCUUCCUUUAAAGAAUGUCUCAAUUGAGUAAACCACCAACACCGCCUCUGGCUAAAACAAAUAUAGUGACAAAGGGCAUAGUGUCAAUUCUUGGAUCAGAUAAUCAAAGAGGCAAAUCAAGUGCAGCUUCCAUUAGAAGAACAUUUUCUGCUGAUAUGUCAUCUAAACAAUGGCUUGCACAAAAUGGUUUCUUUUCUCCCAUCAAAAAGAGUGCUUCAUCAAAAGAUCUUGUUGAUCAUUCCUCCUCCUCAGAGGAAGAAAAUGAUGAGAUCAAAGGGCAAAAAACAUCAUUGGAUGUUUGGAGCUCAAUUUUGUCCCAAAAGAAAGAUGAUGAUGACAUGUCCAAUCUUCAAACUCCAUAUAUUCACCCUCUUGUUAAAAGAUCAACUAGUUCUUUGAGUGAGAAAAGUCUUGAAAUUUGUACUGAAAAUCUUGGAUCAGAGACUGGGUCUGAUGGCUUUUCCUCCUACUCUCCUUCUGAGAAUGGAGAUGUAGACGAGGACAAAGAUGAACAACAACAACAACAAUAUUGUUCGCAAUCCUUUGAGGAAUUGCGAGUUGUAAAGUAUAAUUAUAGUAAGAGAUCAUCAUCUUUUCCUAAAUCUUUUCCUCCUCCAAUCCCUUCCUUGGCUAGAGGUGACAACAAGCCUUCUCUUCACAUGCAAUCUCGACGCCAAGAUGGUAGAUUGAUUCUUGAAGCUAUUUCUAUUCCUCCUCGAAAUUUUUUCCAUGCCCAUCGCCAUGAAAGUCGCCUUCUUCUCACCUUCGUUGAUAAUAGUACUUCCACUUCAUCAUCAGAACCAGAGAUGGAGGAUUAUGAUGAAGAAUUUGAUGAAGUGUUCAACGAUAUUGAUGAUCAAACACCUCAACUUGAUUACAGUACUGAUGAACAUAUAGAAAAUGGGAUCACUGUGAUGGAGCCGAAGCUAAGAUUGUCAAGUGGGGUGAUAAAUAUGAAGACAUCAGCCCUGAUGAUAAAGCUGUUAGAUUCUUCGAUCGAAAUAAGGGGAAAAUCAAUUCAAUUCUCAAUGGGAAAAGAAUUUCGCGAAUUCUCCCCCGAAUUGGAUGUUCAUUUGGGGCUUGGAAACAAGAAUUUUGUAACAUGGCCUAACAAGUUUAAUGAAGUUGUAAACUUGACGGGUUCUGUGGGUUCAACUGAACUGACGAAGGAGCUAAGUCAGGUAACAUCAGUUCCUCAGUCACUCCCAACUCAUCUAACACCGGUGACUGCGGCCACGGCCUCUUUCAAUGCCUGUGAGUAUUUUUGGAGGAAGAAUCCUACAAUUGCAAAAGAAUGCAACAACUAUACCACUAAGCAAAUUGUUCUUGCAGCUAAUAGUACUGCUCCCAAUGCUCAGGGUACAACAAAAGUAGCAGCAUAUGAGCUGCAAGACUUGGUGUUAAUGAGAAGGAAAAGAGCAAAUAAGAACUAUUUGGCACCUUUGCAAAAAGGAUGCAAAGAGCCAAGGAGGUCUUUACUAAUUUGGGAGCCUCACUGCAUUGCCACCUCCUGAUGAUCACCAAUUUUUUAAUCCAGUCCUAAUUCAGCCAAUUACAAAAAAUAAAUAUAUAUAACUAUAUAGUAAUAUUAUAAUAUUUAUUAGUAAGAUUGUUAUUUUUCCUCUCUAAGUCAUGACUAGUUUUUUACUCUUUUGUCAAAAAAGAGUUUUGUGUGGCCAAAUAAAAAAGAGUGAGAUCAUUGGUUUA